Labrus mixtus (cuckoo wrasse) is the source of this 2704-nucleotide messenger RNA. It is a transcript of the gene ssc4d, whose product is annotated as scavenger receptor cysteine-rich domain-containing group B protein. NCBI's taxonomy places the organism in Eukaryota, Metazoa, Chordata, Actinopteri, Labriformes, Labridae. Gene Ontology annotation, cellular component: membrane. The transcript is spliced from 12 exons. The record is from RefSeq and is a predicted model, not a curated record. The coding region runs from base 388 to 2142 and encodes 584 amino acids.
GCUUUCAUCCUCUUUUGUUUUGUCUUUGUUGUUGUUUGACCCCUCCUGCUUCUCUUAGAUGGCGCAGACAGGUACAGGGGCGUUAGAAUAUUAACAUAAAAUACUGUGGUAUUUAUUGUUUUACGUAAUCUCUAUCACUGGACCCGGGUACUUAUAGUCAGGCAGGGUUAAGCAGAUGUAAGACCUUAUACCAGGAGCGCAUUAGAGACUUUCCUGCCUCAUCUUCUACAUCUACUUUCUGAGUUUGUUGUUUGACCUGUGGAAUAAUUCCUCUCCCUAUUUGAGCUCUUGGGAUGUUUUGUACUUUUUCUGGGGUGAGGAAGCCAAAUUAAUUUUUAUUCAAUUUUUGUUGUUGUGAGUGACGAUAAAUACUUUCAUAACGGGCGGAUGGUCAGUCAGGCAACCAUGCGAGGACAGCGUGCGGUGGAGAGCGAGUGCAGGUGCUGGAACCCAGCCGUCUGGCUCCUGGUUACCCUGCUGGGAUCCCUCGUCUUCGUGGCCCUCAGUUUGCUGCUGCGACUUGGAGACGUAAAAAUAAGCAGACGAGCUGUAUCCACCACUGGUGUACAACCCCCUGUGAAGACACAAUACCAAGUACAACUGAUGAAUGGAAACAACAGGUGUGAGGGCAGAGUGGAGGUGCGCCACAACGACUCUUGGGGCACGGUGUGCGAUGAUGAGUGGGACAUGGUCGAUGCCAAUGUGGUGUGUCAGCAGCUGGGCUGUGGUGUGGCGGUGGCAGUGGGCAGCAGCUCAAAGUUUGGACAAGGCUCAGGAUUCAUCGUGCUGGAUAAUGUGGAUUGCUCAGGGAGUGAAACUGACCUCAGCCAGUGCCGAAGUCUGGGCUGGGGCAUCCACAACUGCUACCACUAUGAGGACGUGGGUGUUACCUGCAGAGAACCAGCCGUGCCGGGGGCAAAGGGUUUUGAGGAUCGCACCACACCUCCCGGAGAGAACUCUGCCUUACGAGAUGGCACCAUCCGUCUAAUGAACGGACAGAACUCCUGCCAGGGCCGUGUAGAGAUCUACUUCCAGGGGAAAUGGGGGACGGUGUGUGACGAUGUGUGGCACAUUGAGAACGCCAUGGUGGUAUGCCAACAGAUAGGCUGCGGCGGUGCCAUCUCUGCGCACACAAAUUCCUACUUUGGCUUUGGCACCGGCCUGAUUCUCUUGGACAACGUGAGGUGCAAAGGAAAUGAGGCGGACCUGUACUCUUGCAACAACCUCGGCUGGGGCAAACACAACUGUGGCCACCAUGAAGACGCUGGGGUCACCUGCGCAGAAGUCUCCACUGUACCUCCUCCAGUCACAGAAGGCCAGAGUGGAAUCCGUGUAACAGUCAACACUGAAGCGACGGAGGAAAUUCCAGUCACUGAUUCACCGACUACAACUACCAUGACAACAACUGCUCAGACAAAAGGCAGACCAUCCAUCCGUCUGGUGAACGGUAACAGCAGCUGCCAGGGCCGUGUGGAAGUCUUAUUCCGAGGCCGGUGGGGGACGGUGUGUGAUGACGGCUGGGACAUGGACAACGCCAACGUGGUGUGCAGGAUCCUUGGCUGUGGCCCGGCUAUAACGGCCACAGACAAGGCCUACUUCGGCUAUGGUCAAGGCCCGAUCCUGCUUGACAAUGUGCAGUGCAACGGCAACGAAUGGGAUCUGUCUCUGUGCUCACACCUGGGCUGGGGUCAGCACAACUGUGGCCAUCACGAGGAUGCCGGAGUGAUAUGUCUACCUUUUGAAUUCUACAUCGGAUACGGACGUGACUCCAAAGUAACGGAAAGGAUACCCACAACCACCACAACCAUCGUACCGCCCUCUGAAGGAAUGGUGCGACUGGUGGACGGCCAGCACCGCUGCGAGGGCCGGGUGGAGAUGUUCUCCAAUUCUGAAUGGGGUACGGUAUGUGAUGAUGCUUGGGACCUCCCUGACGCCAAGGUGGUGUGUCGCCAGAUGGGCUGCGGAGACGCCGCCGUGGCUCGGGGGGAGGCGUUCUUCGGACCUGGUACGGGAACAAUCCUGCUGGACAAUCUGAAGUGCAGCGGUGAGGAGGCCUCGCUGAAGGAGUGCUCCCAUAUAUCCUGGAAAAUGCACAACUGUGACCACACCGAGGAUGCCGGCGUCACCUGCUCACUGUCGUGAUUUCAGCAGAAACACACUCCCAUCUCCACUUUUGGGGAAGUGGGCGUGCAAAUAGGACUUGUAUACAAUAUGUAAAUAUCAGCUUUCAAAGUGCUAAAGAAUUACCUCACCACCAACAACAUACAAAAUAACUAAUAUGACAAUAUAGGAUUUCAUACUAUUAAUUAUCUAUGCCUAUUAAGCACUUUAUAAGUAAAUAUAUGAUUUAAAAAGUUUUUAUUUGGUAAUUUGACGAGAAAACAACAUUUUGAACUUUCUAUAUCGCCUGUUUUCAGCCCCAAAUGUUAAAAAAUAUUUAAUGUUUGUGAUUCUCUGAUGACACAGGAAGCUUUACCGGAGAAGAAAUUUGACUUUUCUUUAGGAUUAAAACAGAAACAUUGAGAAAAAUUAAACCCACAAAUCAAAAGACAUUAGCACUAAAUAUGUUUUUAUCCUGUGAAUAUACGGUAUAUUGUGUUCUGCAUAUAAAUGACGUGCUACCAUGUUCUGUAAACCAUCUGGAAAAUAAAUGUAACUUAUAAUCUUUUACAUGUGACAAAAUAAAUGUUUGUAUAUUUUGAUA